AAAAAAUCCGGAAUUUUCAUUAUUCAUGGUAUCGAGUCCAGUAAUUACAAAACUUCCGGAACUUUGUUGAUGGCAGCGGCAAGAGAUGGAGAACUCUAUGUCCAUUGUCAGUGGAUUUUCUCUACUUUGGUGUACCCUGUAUUUUGGAUUGUGCCACUGGAAACCACAUAAAAGCAAUGAAUGGCAUUGUCGUACAGUUACAGCUGUACAUGCCGUUGUUGUGUGUUUUCUGUGCAUAUGGUGUGCAUUUGUACAAGGACCUUGGCCAUUUACAGAAGCAGGUGGCCCUAGCACUCCACUUCAGUCGAUGACCAUAAUGAUCUGUCUUGGAUAUUUUUUGUUUGAUCUUUCAUGGUGUCUUUUUUUUCAAACAGAAGGUUUACCCAUGCUUUUUCACCAUGUAUGCAGUAUAAUGGGAAUGACUAUUGGAACUGUUACUGGGAGAUAUGGAACUGAAAUGAUAGCUACAAUAUUUGGGAGUGAAAUAACAAAUCCUCUUUUACAAAUUCGUUGGUUUUUACGAGAAACAGGAAAUUAUGAAACUGUUCUCGGGGAAGUUGUUGACCAUAGCUUUAUGUUUUUGUUUGGUUUCUUUCGUAUUGGAAUUGGAUCAUACUUGCUGUUGAGGUAUUUCCAACAAGAUACAGACUUUCUGGGUCGUUUUGGGGCAGUGGUGAUUUAUGCUAUUAGUUGGAUGUUUUGGAUUAAUAUUAUGGUUUAUGCAGGAAAGAAAUACAAAAAAAGGUUUCAAACAUUUCAGCAGAAUAAUUUCAAAAGAAAUAAUGACUCAGUUUACAAUAAUGGUAUAUUACUUAAUGGUGGUGUUUUCUAUUCCAAUGCUCAAAACCGCUGUGAUACCUCAGGACUUUCAAACGGAAAUUCAUCAAAAGUACAUGCAAAGCAGUGUAAUGGACGUAGCAAAACAUCCUAGUGACAGAAAUGAAACUACAGUAUUUUGUACUGCAGAUUGAGAUAGAAGGGUAAUAGCAAUAUAACAGUAGCAGUAUGUUUGAAUGAUGGCAUUUUUUAAAUAAUUUUUUUUUUUAUUUUCUCGGUAGAUUUAGGUCUGAAAGAUUCUUGUGAAGGAUAAUUGUAGCAUAAAUUUUGAAU
Messenger RNA from Saccostrea echinata, 1110 nucleotides. Its product is annotated as TLC domain-containing protein 5-like. Bases 86 to 931 code for a protein of 281 amino acids. The transcript is spliced from 4 exons. Lineage: Eukaryota; Metazoa; Mollusca; Bivalvia; Ostreida; Ostreidae. The record is from RefSeq and is a predicted model, not a curated record. Gene Ontology annotation, cellular component: membrane.